Manihot esculenta (cassava) is the source of this 1136-nucleotide messenger RNA. Its product is annotated as cysteine-rich repeat secretory protein 38. The transcript has a single exon. The record is from RefSeq and is a predicted model, not a curated record. Lineage: Eukaryota; Viridiplantae; Streptophyta; Magnoliopsida; Malpighiales; Euphorbiaceae. Bases 307 to 1101 code for a protein of 264 amino acids.
UUCGUCACGAAAUGAUUAAAAAAAUUAAAAAUGUUGCAGACCAUGUCAAGCAUGAUCGAUUAUUUAUUGAGUAAUUAUCUCUGCAUUUCUAUUUUCUUAUUAUAAACUCGUUUAUGUAAAAAUGACUUCAACAAUAUUCCAUUUCCCUUCACUCUGCUGAUGUUUUCUGUGUCAAAGAGGGCAGCCUAUUUUUGAAAAGUUCUUGUCAGCUUGAGCAUUUGGCAAAAUCAACGAGAAAAGGUCAAUUCUUAAUUAAUCCUGAAUCAACAUAGAGAUUAGCACUAUAAAUAUACAUGGCUACAUUGUAUGAAUCUUCAACUCAGCAAUAUCUUUAAUCAUCUCAGCCAUUCAUCACUUACAAACACAAUGCCUUCUUCAAGAGUUAGCUUCUUCUUCGAUCUGUUAAGCUUAGCUUUAAUCUUCCAAACUGUUGUUGGAACCAACCCUCUACUGCAUUUUUGUUCAAGCAAUGAUAACUUCACUUCCCACAGCCCAUACGAAACAAGUCUUAAGAAACUCAUGAGCAAUUUUUACUAUCUAGCUCCACCCAGUGGAUUUGCUCUUGGUUCUCUGGCUCAGAGUACCCAAGAAAGGGCAUAUGGGCUCGCUCUUUGCAGAGGAGAUGUCUCAGCCUCAGAUUGCAGAACUUGUGUAGCAGAAGCAAGCAAUGAGAUCCGAAAGCUCUGCCCUUACAAAAAAGGAGGAAUUAUAUGGUACAAUAACUGUGUAUUGAAGUACUCCAACAAGGAUUUCUUUGGCCAAAUAGACAAACAAAACAAGUUCUACCUCUUGAACGUGCAAAAUGCAAGUGAUCCAAUGGCAUUUAACCAGAGGACGAAGCAGCUGUUGAGCCAACUAGCACAGAAUGCUUCCAUCAACCCGAGGAUGUAUGCAGCUGGAGAGAUGGAAGUUGAUGAGGGAUCAGAGAAAGUUUAUGGGAUGGCUCAGUGCACGAGAGAUCUCUCCAGUGAUGAUUGCAAGAAGUGUCUUGAUGGUGCCAUUGGUGAACUCCCAAGUUGCUGUUAUGGGAAACAAGGAGGUAGAGUUGUUGGUGGGAGUUGCACUAUUAGAUAUGAAAUUUACCCGUUUGUUAAUGCUUAAUCUCUAUUUAUUUAUUUAUGCUAUUCUUUUGUGAA